CUGUCUUUUAACAGUAUAAUUCAUUUAUUAUUAUUAUAGUGUGAUAAAGGCGGUCUAAUGGAUCCCAGUGCAGGUGCUCAGUAUACCAGUAGUGAAGUUGAUAGUGUCAUUAAGUUUCUUAACAAAACCAAUAUGAGUGAGAGGAGCAAGGAGAUACAAGCACUCCUCCUAUUAACUGAAGCAAUACAGAGUUUCAAUGUUGAUAUGUUAACUAAAGCAGUAGCUCUAUCAUCAAGACAAAGACAAGAGCUACUAAGACAAUUUAAAUGCACUCCAGCUGUGUCCUGUCUCCACAGUUUCUGUGAUAAAGGAGCAUGGGCUGAUCCUACUCUUUGUCCAAUGCUUGAGUAUUGUGGAUACAGACUGUUUAAUGGUCACAUACAGUUAUACAGAGGAACCAAUGAUAGGAAUGUAAUGGAUAGAGAUGUGGUCAGGUCUACCACAAUGGCUGUACUUGCUGUUGAUAUUAUACUACAUAAAGAAACUGAAGGAACAAUAUUAUUAUAAUAAUAAUACUGAACAACAAUAAUAAUGAUGAUUAUUAAUUGUUAAGUUACUUGAAUGUAUCAUAACUACAAAAUGCUGUUAAUUAAUGCAUGUGCAUAAUUACAUGUAUUACA
Molecule: messenger RNA, 620 nt
Organism: Amphimedon queenslandica
Lineage: Eukaryota; Metazoa; Porifera; Demospongiae; Haplosclerida; Niphatidae
Exons: 3
Coding region: 58-507 (149 amino acids)
Source: RefSeq, a predicted model, not a curated record